Molecule: messenger RNA, 1572 nt
Organism: Caenorhabditis remanei
Lineage: Eukaryota; Metazoa; Nematoda; Chromadorea; Rhabditida; Rhabditidae
Exons: 7
Coding region: 1-1572 (523 amino acids)
Source: RefSeq, a predicted model, not a curated record
AUGGCUCACUACCGCCUGCUACAUCCGGCCACAAUCCGAAUUCCGCAUAUUUUUCAAAUCGUCCAUCAAUCACCACGAAUGAAGGUGUUCGCAUUGGGACUCGACGAGAAUCAGAAGGCCGAACAGCGUGCCGACGAGGCGAUGAAGGACACGAAGAUUCCGAUUGAUUCGGUCACUUCUGGAGUACCACUUCAGCCGUCGUCGGCGAUUGUGUUGGCCAAAGCGCCGAGACGCAAGUUUAGUGGAUUCACUUGUGGAAUCCUGUCUUGGUUCAUCGGUGCUUGCUGCCUCGUUCUUCUCUGCUUGGCGAUUUCUGAAGUCGCCUAUCACCGUCAACGUGAUCAGGCGUUCCUUCGUCUGAAAUGGGCUGAGCUUCGCCAGAGAAUGCUUGGAUACGAAUUGCUGUCUCAACAACAAGAAUUGGAUAGGAUGGCACUCGAGAAACAAUCGCCUGUCGAAUCGUUGCCACUUCGCCGAAGUGACGACCCGAUAAAACCAAAAAUAGUUGAUGUCAUUCAAAACGACGCCGCCUCCGCAUCUUCAUCGGAAGAGUCGAAACCCGUCGUCUUCAAUCAAUACGCAAAUGAACAGAACGAGAAGUUCGGAUUCCUUCAGGCACUUAUGGACAAAAUUAGGAAGCAUGCACAGAGUAUGGGAUUGAAUGGAGAUAUGCAGGUGCAUGUCGUGGAGGUCAAGCCAUUGUUUGGAGGAAGAGGACAGGGCGAGAAGGAGAAUGAUAUUGAGGAAAAUGCGUCGUUCGAACAAUCCCUUGCCGACGGAUUCGGUGAGUACGCCAUGCCACAUCAAGACUUUGGACCAAUCAAUGAUGCCUAUGAUAAUGACCGUCUAACCUUCGAUCGUCACUCUAUGAGACGUCCAUUCGGUCCUUUCAACAGAUUCGACGGCCCAUCCCAAAUUUACGACGACUACUCGGAGCAGCAGCCACAAGAGCCAAUGAUGCAAAACCAAUUCCAAUGGAACAACGGCUUCCCUCAACCACAAUUCGGAUUCCAACAACAACCAGCCAACUGGUGGGGACCCGCGAGACAACAAUCAAUGGAAGUACAAACGAAUCAGUGGAACGGGUUCCCACAAGUCCCUGUUCAACAGUUCCAGCAGGCGCCACAGGUGCCCCAGCUUCCACCUCAACAGGCUCCACAGCAGCCAUGGUACCAGCCGUAUAGUGAUAAUGUUGGACAACAACAGGAUAGCCAACAGAAUCAGAAUCCAUGGCAAGCCCAGAACGACGACUGGAUGAUUCAGAAGCACGAGCGUCAGAAUCAGAACAGUGUCCAAAUUCCGUUCCAACCAAAUCCAGCUGCCUCCAACGCUGACUUUAACACCCCGAUGGAUGUAAUCUCGGAUAACGCCGUCGCCCCGCCCUCUACGGCUAUUGCAGCGGACCGUGACGCUGGCCGCGACGCUUCUGAGGAGAACGUGAUCUCCCCGGAUCAGAGCUUAGAGUCGAUUGCCGACGGAAAAUUCUUGCCGAUUCGUUCCGAUGACAAGCCAAUCGACGCGGCCGACGCUCACCUCUUCCAGAUUGAUGAUCCAUCAAGUUUCAGACGUUAA